UGCAUGUGGAGCCUCAGCAGUGCAUCCUCUCACCGACUGCAGCCAAAGAGCAGCGGUGGCAGCGCGCCUGCGCAGUGCAUCCAGGGGCUCGGCGGCGUUCGGUGCUGAAGUGGGGCGGAUGGCAGAAAAACAGCGGCGAUGGACAUUACACCGCGGGAUUCCCAUUUACGAUGUCGUUAAAUAAGCAUCUGGACAUCGCGUUUUCACAUAUAUCACCCCAGGACACUGACAGCCCAACAAAAAGGGAUGCUGUACUUUCACUGCUCCCAGCACUCUCAAGUCCUUAAAUGACCCUUUCACCAAGAUCCAAGGAAGCCUAGGAGCGACGGCGAGUGAAACAGCACGGAGCAAGUGAAAUAGGGAAACAAGGACAGGAAGGAGUUAAAUUUCACCUCAACUCUCGUGUCCCUCUCUGUGACCAUCAGUCAGGGAUGGUGAGAUCAGUAACCUCUCUUCCCCGUGGUAAAAAGAACGUCCUCGCGUUGCCCCGCGUCUCCAGCGAGCCAAACAGACGAUCAGACAGUCCACCAGUCAGUCACUCCGUCAACCAGCCUGCUAUUGUCCAGCAACCUAUUACCUCACGCCAUGACUGCUCUGUCUGACCUGUUUUUAGGAACUCACUAAUUCAUGCCCCGGAGUGUGAGUGGAGUGGAGAUGAGAAAAAGGCAGGCGGCACACAUCGAGGCCCCACCCCAGGCCCCUGGGCAGCCCCGACCCAACACCUGCUGCCUCUGCUGGUGCGGCUGCUGCAAGUGUCUCUGGAAUGAAGACAGGAUGGAGAGGAGUGAGCGACAGACCUGCACCAAGAUGGACAAUAUUGAAGCUGCAGAGGAACAACACCCCAGUCUAGAGGAGGUGCUGUCAUGGUCUCGGAGCUUUGAGCUGAUGCUGCGCUCGUUGGAGGGCCGGGAGAUCUUUCGGGAGUUCCUGCGAUCGGAGUACAGCGAGGACAACCUGCUUUUCUGGUUAGCCUGCGAGGAUCUGAAAAAGGAGACCGACUCCUCUGUGGUGGAUGAGAAAGCCAGGAUCAUAUACGAAGACUACGUGUCCAUAUUAUCACCCAAAGAGGUGAGUCUGGACUCGCGGGUCAGAGAAGGAAUAAAUCAGACCCUGGCAGAGCCCAGCAACCUGAUGUACGAGGAGGCCCAGUUCCAGAUCUACACCCUGAUGCACCGCGACUCCUUUCCCCGUUUCCUCAACUCCUCCGUUUACAGAGACCUCCUGGCCAACAGGAGGCGCGCCUGCCUCGACACCUAGACCCCUGUACCCCUCAUCGCCAUCGUACGCCAACGAGACUACUACUUAAACUUCAAAUACUACUAUGGUGCCAGAAGUCGGGUCAGAAAUCAGAAAUCUCUCCCUCUUUUUUGAUUGAAAAGACUGAAUGACGUAAAAGAUAGCUGGUUGUUUUUUUUGUUUUUUUUAUUUAUAUUUUUUAAGCAAUUUAUAUCCAGUUCUCCACUGGAGCCAGGUCGGCCUUUGCUGGUUGGUUAUUGGUCAGUUUAAGACCAUUAAUGCUGGCCAGUGAAUGUUUUGCUAGCAAUUUGUGCUGUUUGUUACGGUUGACUGGCCAACCCACAUGUCAGCUAUCAGUUGAAGUGGCCAACCCUGUGGCCAGCUGUUGGUUAACUAUGGACAAGGACUCCUCAGGCGGUGGGGACAGAAAUAGAGAGAGAGAGACAAAAAGGACAAGCCAACCGUUCCUGUACUGUAAUAUUUAGACCUCAUGCGUUCUACCCUCACUUUAAUAUUCUCUAUUCGCUCGUUUUCUUUCAUACUUAUUGAUUUUUUUAAAUUCUGUACCAUUCCUCAGACCUGUUUGAUUUUGUUUUGUUUUUAAUUUCUUUACUGUCCAGUCAUGACACCCAGUUGUGUUGGUGAGAGCUGGGGCGACUCUGCCCUUUUAACCAGUAGAAGCACUGGCUCUGCAUGUAACUCUCUCUCUCUCUACAGUAGCUUACGAUGUACGCCGUGGACUGCAACCGUUUUUGAAUAUUGAGAUGUAUUAAGACAAGGGACCUGUCUCUCUGUCUGGCUGUCUAUGUUCAGAGAAGGGAAAAAAGUACAUUUCUGCCAAUUUAAAGCUUACUGCAAUUUUUGUACUGAGGAAAUUUGAUGGCUUCUGCGGCAAAGGCAGCAGCAGCACCUACUCAUCCAUCCAUCCACCUGUCCAUCCAUCCGUCCAUCCCAUCCAAGCACUUUCCUUCUUUAGGAUUCUUUAACUGGGAGAAGUAAGGGCUAGAAUUGUGGUUGGGCAGCUACGUGUAUUAAUAUUACUCAUGAACUUUAAACAAAAAAAAUCUCUCCACUGAGAAAAUCACAAUGCCUUUACAUGUAAGAGAAGGCAGCACAAGAGCUGCUCAAGUUUUUUUGGAAAGCAACCACAGUCUGUCCAACAAAAUCCCUUCCUCCCACCGUUUCCCCCUUGUUCCCCUCCUCCCCUCUUCCUUCCAACUCAGACCAUUACAGCCUGACAAGCACAGGUGCCCGAUGUGGGGAGAAGAACACAGCUGGAGAAAAUAAAAACAAACCCACACCGACUCCAAAUAGUCACCUACAUUUUGAGCAGGAAACAAGGGUUAACUUAACAGCGUUAACCAAUGAAUUUAGUGUCAAGGAAAGCUGGUUCUGCUCGGAGAGCAUAAGCAGAUGCAGCAGGCACUGACAUAAUUGUGAGGAUUAUUGAGCCCUGGCUUUUGUCUGUGAGGCUUUAUCUUUAGACACUGUAGGUAACAUGACAGUCCUUGGACUUGGACGUCCCAUAGCACACUGAAAAUUUGUGACCCGGGUGCCAAACAUGAUGUCAAAGAAGCUGUGAAGAGAUAUUAGCUGUGACUUGUCACCAUGCUGUAGCGUAUCGGCCGUUACAGUGCGUGUCUGAUACUCCAGCGGAUGGAGCUGGAAGAGUGUGUGGUAGUCCUUCAGUUAGCUACUGCCAUUUCAAGACACUCGUUUUUCGCCAGAGUUAGUGAAGAGGCUUGGUAUAACAGUGCUAACAUGCUAUCGUACUGGGCUAGCGACGAUGUUUGCAUUAGUCAUGCUAUGAGCUAGCCCUUUUAAAUACGGCUAACUGGGUGUCAGCAUGCAGUAGGCAAGCAGUUAGCAUGCUUGUGCUAGCCCUGCUAAAUUCUCCAUCUUCACUGCCAGCCCUCACACACUCUGGUUUGUUUUUCUAAUCUGACGUUGACAGCAUGCGAUGAUAAUGGCUAUGUGUGUACAUGUAAGGUACAGUUACACACUUAACAGAAAAAUUUAGAAAAAAAAAUUGCCAAAUGUCCCACUAACAUUUUUAGUAUAUAAAAGGACAUUUUGUUUUUUUGAUGAUGUGAACAUUUGAACAUGAACUUUGUUCUUGGCCUGUGGAUGUGCAGUAGAAAGUGCAUGAAUGCAGUAUAUGCUUUUUUUUUUUUCUUUUUUCUUUUUUUUUAAAUUAACCGGGCCUUCAAGUAUAUUGAUUAUGUCACAUGAUGAAGAGCAGACCUUUUGGUUUGGUGGUACGUGCAGUCUUUAAGCGUCAGUGAAACAGUGCCACUCCUCACUGAUAAAUGUAGGCAUCCAUGUUGCCACCUCCUUUAACUACCUGAAGUUCAUGUGCCAAGUCUGGUCUAAAUUUAGAAGUAGACAGUUCUAGCUGACUGCUGAUGUGCAGUUGGUUGUAGUUUGUGAUUAUAGAUUGGAAGUUAUUUGAAGUUAAGUCCCACUAUGUUAGAUUGGUUCUGAAUUGUCCGGAGGUUAUCUUGUAAAUUACUAAUCAUGACACCUUUGAGGAUGCUCAAAGUGUUUAAUGCAUUUGCAGAUUGUAUUAGAGGAGCUGAAUCAGAAAACAGUUGCAGGUGCUCUGCAAGAAUAUGAAUGAGAAAGAGUCCAUGGAAACAUAGGAUUUUUGAGUUUUCAUACAGACUUGUUUUCACUCCUUAAAAAUGCCAACUGUGUGAAGCUGCCAGUUCAAAACCAAGCUAUCAUAUUACUCCAAAAGCUUUCCGUCGUGAAGUAUUGAUUAUAAAUCAGUAAAAUUGACAGUCAAGUAAGAUAAGUCGACUAAGGCAAGUUUAAACCAGUAAUCAGCAAACAGUUUUGUAAUGUUCCUUAUUGAAAAUCUACUAUAUUUAACCUUUAACCUGGCAAUACAGUACUCACUUGCAGACUACAUUAAUACCCAUAAGGACUUGAUUGAUAUUGCUUAGCUGCUUCAAUGAAGAGCUGUACAUGCAUGCGCUCAGUUGAUCAGAAGCAGAGGACGACACGCUAAUUAAUCGAUUCUGAUAUUGAAGAAUCAAUUUUCAUGCUUACUCCUUGGAGCAGUUUUCAUUUCCAGGAGCCAUAAGCAUUUCAGACGUUGCAUUUGGACAACUCUGUAACUUUUUGACUCAGCACAGGAACGCCUGUCGCUCACAAAGCUCUCUUGCAGACGGAUCCCUGUUCUGCACAGUACAGCUAUGAUUCUUUGUUGCUGAGUCUAUACAGUAAUUAACAUGAGAAUGUUUCAUCAAGAACCAGAUAAUGAAAUCAUGGUGCAAUUAAACCAAGUUUACAUUUAUAAAUUGUGAGAUGUGUUUUACCUUAUUCAAUACUCGUAACAGUGGGGAGCGAACUGUCCACAGUGUGAGCAGAGACGCCAGCAGGUUUAAGGCUGGCAGGAGACUCUGCCCUGUGCUAACUCCAUUAGCACUUCAUAGGGUUUACAGGGAGGACAGACACGACAGAAACCCAGGUAACAGUGUUUUUACAGGGAGGACAGACACGACAGAAACACAACUUUCUGCUUACGUCCUUUCCUCUUAAUUUAUUGUGACUUUUACACAGUGGGGAAAAGUACACGGUUGUUUAUUUUUAAUAACUGCAUUUCAAAUGUGGAUUUUACAAGCAAUGAUGAUGAUGAUGUGUGAUGUAGUGAUGUAGUCUCAUCGCUGAGUUUAGAUUUUUGUCUUUCAAUUUCCAUAGGUACCAAGCGAAUGGGAUUUGAAAGUGGCUGUGGUUUUAUUGACAGAAAUCAAGUUUGAGAGCUGAAGUGUCCAGAUAGGGUGGAGGAGGUUUGCGAAGCUCUGGCCUUACUGACACGUUUUAUUUUUCUCCUUUAUUAAAAAAACAAAACAAUAUAUAUAUAUUAUAUAUAUAUAUAUAAUAUAUAUAUAGAUAGAUAUUAUAUAUAUAUAAAAACAACAACAAACGUCUCUGUAGGCUUUUCACUACCUCUCAUGUUGGUUAAUUUAUUUCACAUCUAGUUGUCAAUGUACAAGUUGUUUUUAGAUCUACUUGAAGCCUAACACUGUAAACAAAAAUGUGCACAGAAAAAUGACUAUGUAUAUGACCGGAGGGGUUAAAGAGAGCUUGGCCUAGUCGACAUUAUUUUUGUUUGUAUGUAUGUUUGUUUUUAAUUGUGUUGAGCUGAACUAGAUUUUGCAUCUCUGUAAAGAAUUCAGGAAUCCACUGUCUAAGGGCUAAUCCCAUUUUUGCCUAUGCAAAUCUGUUACUGUGGGUGAGUUGGGAAAGAGCGACCUGCCGCACCUUUCACCUGUUUUAGAUGGACCAUGGUUUACAUUGCCCUUUGCUGAUACUCUUCAAUCUUAUUCAGCAAAAAUGUACGCUUAUUUUUGUUUUCAUAUAAAUAUUAUAUAUAUACAUAUAUAAAACAAGUAAUAUACAGAGAAAAUAGUAUAUGCCUUCGUGAUGAUAAAAAAGAAACCUUGCUGAAAACAAAUAAAUGUGUUGUUGUCUGA
Scatophagus argus is the source of this 5717-nucleotide messenger RNA. It is a transcript of the gene rgs17, whose product is annotated as regulator of G protein signaling 17. The coding region runs from base 628 to 1257 and encodes 209 amino acids. The transcript has 6 exons. Lineage: Eukaryota; Metazoa; Chordata; Actinopteri; Scatophagidae. The record is from RefSeq and is a predicted model, not a curated record.